Diprion similis is the source of this 1562-nucleotide messenger RNA. RefSeq names its product protein trunk. NCBI's taxonomy places the organism in Eukaryota, Metazoa, Arthropoda, Insecta, Hymenoptera, Diprionidae. Gene Ontology annotation, molecular function: signaling receptor binding. Bases 164 to 952 code for a protein of 262 amino acids. The record is from RefSeq and is a predicted model, not a curated record. The transcript has 2 exons.
CAAACGUCACGCAGUCUGUGAACAUCUAAUAAUCUGUGUCGAAGUAGGUUGUAAGAAACCGGAGAUAGAUAAGCAAACAUUGUGCUCCGAGGACACGCGGUGAAGGAAACUUGCCAGUAAACAGUUGAAUUGAGAAUCGGACGAUAGAUUAUUGCCAAGUACGAUGGGCUUGAGGCUGGACAUUGUGUUGGUGCUUUUGUUGUGUUUGCAUCACACGCGCUUUGCCGUAUUCGGAGCAUCGAUCAAACGCGAUGGAAUCCAGUUUUCGAAUAACAGCGGAGAUACUGACGUCGGACUAAGUGCAGACGUUAAAGGUCCCGAACAAUGUCGUACCAUCCCGGAGGCCAUCCUGAGCACCGUUCUGGGGCCGGCGUUCAAUGCGAGGUACAUGUCCAUCAUUGAUCCCAGAGAAAGCGUUCAGUCGGAGCCAACAGUUUCCGGAGUCGUGAAACGAAAGAUAAAUAAAAUACCGUCGUUUUAUGUCGACGAAGAGUACAAUUCCGUGUACAGUAACGCCCCGGCUUGGGAUUUCGAGUUUUCGAACAUAAAAUACGAAGAGGAGUUACCUGCAAGCAACCCGAAUACAGAGGAAAACAUGUCGGAAGAUAGAAACCGGGAAAUCAGACAUGUGAAAAAAAAUACACCGUGGCAAUGCAACGCUAAGGUUGAAUGGAUCGACCUGGGAAACGAUUAUUUUCCAAGAUUUUUGCGAAUCUUAGAGUGCGAGAAGACCAACUGCUGGUACGGUUUUUACACCUGCAAGCCAAAGUCUUUUACAGUGAAAAUGUUGCGUCGCUACACCGGAGUCUGCAUUCCCUCACCGUCUCUGAACGUCGCUUCGACGCCGACGAAUAUCGACGAUUCCAGCUCGUCUGACGAACCGAGGGAGUUAUGGGUCUGGGAAGAACGGGCAGUCAACUUCUGCUGCGAAUGCGUCGUUACCGCACCCUGAUUUCAUCGCUCAAUCGAGAGCAAUGAUGUGUGUUUACAGGUGACUUCGCAAUGGUUCAAUUUUAUUAAACUACUCUUUUGUGCUGCAUACAUAAUGGUUCAGGUAUGCAUGUCCACGUAUAUGGGAAAAUUAUUGUAUUCACGUGUAAGCGUUACAUUAAAUCACAUGACGCUAUUUUACACGCAAGCGAUGGAUUGCUAUUAUGUUUGGGUAUCUGAGUACCAGAAUUAGCUUUAUUCCAAUCUCAUUCAAGGCUAUGAACGUUUACCCUUGUGUAAAGAUUGUAUAAUUCAAGAUAGAAAAAUUCAAGAAUCAUCCGUAAAAAUUAUAAGAGAGAUAAAAAUCAGAUACAUGGACGACUCUGAACUUCAACUCUGAUUGUUCUAGCAUAAUUUGCAACACAGGGCCAGUUUUGAAUCGCCUGUGUUCAGGCAACCGUAAGUACAUUUGUGAAACGCUUGCCUACGCUCAGGCGGAUUAUGGCUAGUUGAAAUACCACAAAUUGAAAAUUAUUUUUCAAGAUAAAUUAAGUAAGCUGCAGCAAUCACGCAUUAGGAUUCAUCGUUAUUCAUAUGUAAUAAAUUCAAAUUCAUUUUCCUCUUCCUUUAAU